UUUAGCGCGCAUAUUGUAUAUCCUCUUGUUUUAGACGAAGACAUGACAGCCGUUGAUGUUUUUGUUGGAAAUUACACGUUGAUUGACUUUGAACUGUAUGACCUGUGGUUAAAUGGGUACUCUGUGCAUGAUGCAGCACUGUUCCUUCAGAAGAGUGGGGUUCUACAGAAGGCAGAUGUUUCCAUGGAGAUCGUGUUCAGUGAUAUUCAAGAUCAGUACAGGUUGUUCACCAGUUUUGAGAAACUUCUAAAAUCACCACCAAAGCUGAUGGACCAACAAAUUUACCAGAUGGGAACUGAUUUGCAGAAGCGUGUCAUUGAAAGGUAUUAUCGGUUUGAUUCGGUGGUCGUCAGGGAAAUACUUGGUAAGAAAUUGUCCUCCAGAAAUAGAAAAGACAUGGAUGACGUCAGUGAGAAGACUAGAAUCCCACUCCGCAGCUGCAGGAGACAGUUUGACAAUCUGAAACGAGUAUUUAAGACAGUAGAAGACAUGAUGGGAUCGCUAGUGGAAAACAUUAAGACUCACUAUCUGCUAUCUGAGGAUCUGGCCAGGCAGUAUGCAGCUAUUGUCUUCAUUGCUAACAACAGAUUUGAAACUGGAAAGAAAAGGCUCAGUCACUUAACAUUUGAGGAUUUUGUAUUCUGUGCAAAUCAGAUGAUCACCAACUGGUCAUACAGCUCAGCAGAUUGUAAGGUACAUGAAGACAUGGAUGUUGAUUUGGAUAGAAGAUUUCUGCAGGAUCUCAGAGAACUCAAAAUGAUAUCGGAAAAAGAAGUUUUGGAUGAACACAAAGGACAGGUGAUUAGUCAUCUCAAGCAGGCCUUGUCCAAGAAAUCCAGACAUAUGGUAGAGGAAUCUUUUAAGAAUUGUUCUAAGGCCAUUAUAAGCAUAGCAUGUGGACUGAAUCACAGCAAGGACGCUCGAGAUAUCUUCCUGGACUUAGUGGAGAAGGUGACAGAGCCCUGCCUAUCUCUGGGUAUGACAGCGCCUGACAUGGAAACAUUCCUCGGUGCUUACAAGGACGCCAUUAUCAAAAUGGAUGUGUUCAGACAUCAGCCACACAUGUUAGCGGUAUGGGAUAGAUACAUGCGGACUUUGAUUCUAUGUGUGCUACAAAUUUUCCACACCUGAGAGUUUUAUGGGCAGUGACGUACCUGUGUAAAGUUACUGUACUGGUCACUCCAGUUUAAACCGGAAGUCGUGACCAUUAAUAUCUGCUGGACAGCAACUCGGCAUUGUCUGAUACCAUCACAGUGCAUAGAGCUGGGGACAUUCUCAGGACUUGAUUUGUUUUUAAGUAUGAUACUUAAAAGUCAAACAAAUUUUAUGUCGCUCUUCGUUGGUCGUUUUGUGUAUUUAUCAUUAUCCCCUGUUGGUUGUUGAGCCUUUAGGGAAAUGUUUCUGAUGGAUUGGUGACGUAUGAAGACGUUAAUUUGUUUAUUGACUUAUAUAAAUCAUGACAGCCACCAGGCAAAUUCAUCCGAUCAGAACUGAUGAUUUUAGGUCAUUGGUUUUUGUUUUUGUUGUUUAAGAUAUACUGCGUGCUGAUUCUGAAGUAAUUGUAUUACUGUCUUUUAUAUCACUAUCUUUAUUGAGCGUCUGUGUGUAUAUGAUGCAACUUUAUUUAUUAAAACAGCGGGCUUGAAA
Molecule: messenger RNA, 1647 nt
Organism: Ostrea edulis (European flat oyster)
Lineage: Eukaryota; Metazoa; Mollusca; Bivalvia; Ostreida; Ostreidae
Product: acidic fibroblast growth factor intracellular-binding protein-like
Exons: 10
Coding region: 43-1131 (362 amino acids)
Cellular component (GO): nucleus
Source: RefSeq, a predicted model, not a curated record